GCGACGAUAGGGGGAAGGAGAGCUUGUUCUUGAGCCAUGGUCAGAUGGGAGAGAGCUAAGUGGUGGGUGUGUGCAAAGACUUGAAAUAUGUCGAAGAGACGCGUGUGUUAUCUUUUCUCCUCGCCACUGGCCGUCCAGUACCUCCCCUCGCGGUGUGUCGUCAGCAGUUUAUCUCAGGGCCUGGCUGGAGCUGCAAGGGAAAAUGGGAGGAAAUCUGAUCCAUAUGGUGGCACUAUAAAGCUCACUGCUGAUUUGCAGGCUUCAUCAAAACCUGGUCAAGGCUUCAUCACUCCUCAUGACUGGCAUCCUCCUCUCACACCUGGUCACUGCGCUCUGAACUUCUUACUCCCUCCUCAGCAGCACCGGUUAUCUGCCUGACCCCUGGGGUGCCUCAGCAACAAUCUUCAGAAGUGAUUCUCGGAGAAUAUGAACAUACUAGGCAAGAUUGCUUUCUUGCUUUUGCUUGGAGGCAUCUGGUGUCAGAACAACCGUAAUGCUAAAGCUAGUGGCAAGUCCACCAAGAAGUCUGGUGGGAACCAAGGAGGUGAUGUUAGCCAGUCUCCACCUGUGAAUGAUCGGACUCCUGAAAGCACUGAAAACACUGGAAACACUCGAGGCACUGGAAGCUCUAGAGGCACCGGAGGCACAGCUGAAGCAGGCCGGGAGGGUGCUGCAGGAGCUCGAGCUGCUGCACAACAGACAGAUGAAAUGAGGCUGCACUUCCUCAAGAACACCCAAGUUACAUGCAAUGAUGGAACAGCAGCUGGGUUUUACCUAAAGGAGUUCAGAGGAAGCCGCCGAUGGCUGUUAUUUCUGGAAGGUGGCUGGUGCUGCCACAGCAAAGAGACCUGUGAUUCCAGGUACCAAAAUAUACCCCGACUAAUGAGCUCAUCGGGGUGGCCCCAAACAAAAAGAGGAACUGGAAUAUUGUCUUCUCAAGCAGAGGAAAACCCACACUGGCAUAAUGCAAACAUUGUUUUCAUCCCGUACUGUUCCAGUGAUGUAUGGAGUGGCACUGGGCCCGCCCCGACCCCUCCUCCAAGGCUACGACAGGGCAGAGAAAAAGAGAGAGAAAGAACUACAAAUUCAACUGAGUACACCUUCAUGGGAUCCCUGAUCAUCCGCGAGGUCAUCAAAGACCUCAUCCCCAAAGGAAUCAAGCUGGCCAAGGUUGUCAUGCUGUCUGGCACGAGCGCUGGAGGAACAGGUGUUUUGCUGAACAUUGAAAGGGUCGCCAGUCAGCUGGAGCAGCUCGGUGCGGAGGCUCAGGUUCGAGGCCUCGUGGACUCUGGAUGGUUUCUAGAGAGUAAACAGCAGAGAUCACCCAACUGCCCCGAGACUAUUUCCUGCUCACCUGAGGAUGCUAUCAAGAUCGGACUCAGGCUGUGGAAUGGAGUUGUGCCUGACAGAUGUCAGCAGCUCUAUAAGAAAGGAGAGGAGUGGCAGUGCUUUUUUGGCCACAAACUCUACUCUACCUUGACCUCUCCUCUGUUUGUGGUGCAGUGGCUGUUUGAUGAGGAGCAGCUGAGGGUGGAGAACAUCUACAUGGGAGGACAGAGUCUGUCCGCGGAGCAGUGGCAGUACAUACAGAACCUCGGCAGGGAGCUCAAGAACUCCCUGACAGACGUCACGGCUGUGUUUGCUCCGUCGUGCCUCUCCCACACACUGAUUACUAAAAGCAACUGGAUGAGUUUCCAGGUCCGAGGCACGUCUCUGCCACGGUCCCUGCAGUGCUGGGACCGGAGUCUGGAGGCAACCCGCAACAACAGAACCCCCGCCAAAGGCUGUCCUUACCACCUGGUGGACACCUGCCAGAGCCCCCAGUGCAACCCCACCUGCCCAGCCUUGGUGGACCAGGCCACCCAGCAGGAGCUCACCCUGCUCCAGAUGCUGGUAGCCAUGGGCCUUGACCUCCAGAAGCUGGGCCUGGACCCCCAGGGGGAUGCAGCUUCUCUGGCCAGCGUGGGCAGCAAUGGUGGCUAAAGUGUAAAAGUAGACAGCAAGUUAAGAGA
Molecule: messenger RNA, 2012 nt
Organism: Centropristis striata (black sea bass)
Lineage: Eukaryota; Metazoa; Chordata; Actinopteri; Perciformes; Serranidae
Gene: notum2
Product: notum pectinacetylesterase 2
Exons: 12
Coding region: 427-1983 (518 amino acids)
Molecular function (GO): hydrolase activity
Source: RefSeq, a predicted model, not a curated record